Molecule: messenger RNA, 2637 nt
Organism: Medioppia subpectinata
Lineage: Eukaryota; Metazoa; Arthropoda; Arachnida; Sarcoptiformes; Oppiidae
Source: the annotation of a GenBank genome assembly
AUGAGGAAUGGUAGCGUUGGUAGCAUUGGUAGAGUUGUUGGCACCGGUGUUGCAGAUAUCGUGCCGUUAGUUCACUCAAACCAAACUGACAUAUACUGUGAAUAUGCGCUCUUCGGCUCACAGCGCGGCUCUUCUCAAUCGCUACUGACUCUUGCCUUCAGUGGAAAGUCUCAAACCUGUCUAUCACUUCUCAUUUCAACGCCAAUUCCUUAUAGUUCAUUAAUAUUGGAGACACAAAGCAUACAUAAUAGGAAUAAAAACAUUUGGAGCGCUUCUCGUGAAUACAAAAUGGAUUUCGAUUUAACAAACAAUACGACCGCUAAUAUCACUAUACCGUUGUGUCUCAACCAAAGCACUCAACCAAUUGAUAAUACAUCCAGAGAUUUAUGUAUUACAAACAAUUGGACGGCAACAGAGCCACCGGAUACAGAUUGGGAGCUGCCGUUCAAUACAUGGCAAACAGUAUUCAUAGCUACCUGUAUAGGCAUUUGCAUUAUUCUCACAGUUUUAGGCAAUAUUCUAGUGUUAACCGCAUUUGUGGUCGAGAGGGCUAUUAGACAACCGAGCAAUUACUUCAUCUGUUCGCUGGCGGUCUCUGAUCUGUUCAUAGGAAUCAUUUCAAUGCCAUUUUAUGCCGUUUACGUACUGAUGGGUCGCUGGGAAUUGGGUCCUAUUCCGUGUGAUCUAUGGCUGGCCACCGAUCACACGGUAUGUCUAGUCUCUAUAUAUACAGUUCUUCUCAUAACUGUCGACAGAUACUGUUCCGUAAAAAUUGCUGCUAAAUAUAGGAGUUGGCGAACAAAACGAAAGGUGCUUUGGAUGGUAACCAUCACAUGGAUUGUACCGUUUCUAGUCUUCUUCAUAAGUAUAAUGGGUUGGGAAUACUUUGUGGGUAAACGAGAGUUAGAGCCGUACGAGUGUGCCGUUCAGUUUCUCAAGAAUCCUGUUUUCAACACUUCACUCAUAAUCGGAUAUUUUUACGUCACUAUAAUUGUGCUGUUCAUCCUCUAUGGGGGCAUAUAUAAGACGGCCAGUGAUAUGGCGCGUAAGGCUGAGGCCAAACAGAAAAAGAUGCAGACAUUAGUAUCGAUGAGUCGACCCAAUGAUCCCAAACCAGGUAUUGUGAUCUCAAAAACUCAAAGCACUCUUUUAAGUCAAGACAAACCCAAAGGCCAGCAGAACCUGACCGCCGGUGCCAAUGACCAGCACGAAGUCGUCGGUGCGCACAAUGCCGUCAAGAACUUAGAGACAACCAGUUUUAACGAGAAGAAGGAUAACUCAGAUCAGGACAGAUCCAGUUCUCCUAUCUUUGAUUCCGAUGAAGAGUCGCCGCCAACACAACAGUCCCUUCCGGUUAAGCAGAAAGUGAAGAGCAAAACGGCUAAAGUGUCCAAAAGUGGGAAACAAAAAAUCUGUGCCAAUACAAGCAAAAAGAGUUCCACUAUUGAAGCCAUAAUUCAACCGCAGUCAGCGCUUACGGCACUAAUACCCCGAUCACCGCUCAUCACAACCACCACUAAACUCGAUCUCAAUCCUCCUUUGAGUGUAAUUACAGAUAAUUCUGUGAAAACAUCUAAAUGUUCGACAGAAUCGUCGGAAUUGAAAAGAAAAUCCGAUUUAAACGCUAAACAAAUGAGAGAUGACAGCGAAAACGUAUCGAUCGAUGACACGGACGCAUCAAUUAAUAAUCACCGCCGACCGGAACCGCCUUCAACUCUGGACAUUAAGCCCAUUAUCAACGAAGAGCCACCGAUUCCUAUGGAAGAAAAUCAAUUUGCAUUCAUUGAUCAGGAAAACAGUUUAGCGAUUGAGUCUUCCAAAUGCAGCGCUUGUUUAGUGAGAGAAAGUGGCUCUCAUUGUACCCAACAGUCCAACAGUGCAGCCAAAGGUGUCCACAACUGUAAGACUGGGCUGUCAUGUGAACUAAAUGGCAACAAGUCUUCGCCAGUAAAUGCAAAGUCUGUUCCAUCGACCGGAAGGGUUACCACUUAUGUUGACUGCAAUCUCGCAGACAAUUCCAAGACAACGACUCGCGUUACAAAAGCCGAUGAAUUACAGCCAAUUAUAGAUAACGAGCCGUCGAAUAGCUGUGCAGUGAAUAAAGAGUACAGAGAGUACAGAGAGUACAGAGAGUACAGUCCCGUCAGUCCUGUUCAGGCAAAUAGCGGAGGCAUUGGAGGCAAUGAAGUGGAGACAACGCGACAACCGAUGGCUCAACCAUUGGCUCAAUCGUUGAGCAAAAGAAUACGAAACGGAAGGCGAAAGAAAGAGAAGCGACAGAAGAGUAAGUCUGAGAAUAGGGCGCGAAAGGCGUUGAGAACGAUAUCAUUCAUUUUGGGCGCAUUUGUUCUCUGUUGGACUCCUUAUCACAUCACAGCUCUGGUCGAAGGCUUUUGUUCCGAUCGUAUCAAUGGAUGCGUUAAUAGACAUCUAUUUUAUUUCACAUAUUUUCUCUGUUAUGCCAAUAGUCCACUGAAUCCAUUCUGUUAUGCACUUAUGAACCAACAAUUCAAAAAAGCCUUCGUUAGGACCUACACAGGACUUAAUGGCCUAACCCUUUACAACAAUACCAGUCGAUGCCAUCACAUGAUAAUCGACCACAUUCUGCCAAUUCUGCCCAUUCUGGCCAUUCGAUAG